ACACAAGUUGCGCUUGCGAACGAAACUGACGCGUGUUGCGGUGCCGAGUGAUUUGGACUUAUGUGGUGUUUGUAAAACUGUGCGCUGUGCUAGCAUGUGCCCUUGCUAAGUGCGCCUCCGUGACAAUGUACAGAGUGACCUUUCUGGUGCUGCUAGCGGCGCUCAGCUGCAAAGCCGAAAUCCAGGAGAGAGUAUGCAUCGGGACAAACGGCCGGAUGUCAGUGCCCUCAAACCGCGACACCCACUACAGAAAUCUGCGCGACAGAUUCACUAAUUGUACAUACGUCGAUGGCAAUCUGGAACUUACAUGGCUUGAAAAUGAAACCAUGGACUUGUCUUUCCUGCAACAUAUUAGGGAAGUCACCGGAUAUGUUCUCAUUUCGUAUGUAAAAGUUGCACACAUAGUUUUGCCACAGUUACAAAUUAUACGCGGCAGAACACUUUUUAAAUUAAAUGUGAGAGAAGAGGAAUUCGCACUUUUGGUUACGAUGUCUUCAGCUUUCACUUUAGAGCUGCCUGCAUUACGAGACGUUCUUCGAGGUAGUGUUGGAAUUUAUAAUAAUUUCAACUUGUGCCACGUCAAGACAAUUAACUGGGAUGAAAUUAUAACGGGCGUCAAUGCGACGUAUGUUUUCGUUUAUACAUUUAAGGUAAACGAAAGAGAAUGUCCGCCAUGCCAUCCGAGUUGUGAGGCUGGCUGUUGGGGCGAUGGACCGCAUAACUGCCAGAAGUUUUCUAAAACAAACUGUAGUCCACAAUGCGCCCAAGGACGAUGUUUUGGACCUAACCCGCGUGAUUGUUGCAAUACUUUUUGCGCCGGGGGUUGUACAGGACCGUUGCCAAGCCAGUGUCUCGCCUGUCGAAAUUUCUACGAUGAAGGAACAUGUUCUCAAGAAUGCCCACAAAUGCAGAAGUAUAAUCCAACGACUUAUUCCUGGGAACCCAAUCCUAACGGAAAGUACGCCUAUGGAGCGACAUGUGUUCGAAACUGUCCAGAACAUCUAUUGAAAGAUAAUGGAGCAUGCGUGCGCAGUUGUCCACCAAACAAAACUGCGGUUAAUGGCGAAUGUAUACCUUGCAAUGUUACUUGUCCAAAAACAUGUCGUGCAGAAAGGCCCAUUCAUUCGGGGAAUAUCGACAGUUUUAAAGACUGCACGAUUAUCGACGGAUCAAUAGAAAUUCUGGAAAUGACAUUUACAGGCUUUCAGCAAAUAAAUCCUGAUUACUCGUUUGGAGAUCGCUACUUGAAAAUGGAGCCAGAUGCUCUUGAAAUAUUUAGUACAGUGCGAGAAGUAACUGGCUAUUUGAAUGUUCAAGCCCACCAUCCAAAUUUUACAAGCCUAUCAUACUUUCGAAAUUUAGAAGUUAUAGGAGGGCGUCAAGUUGUCGAGAAUCUUUUUGCUUCAUUAUACAUCGUCAAGACUUCAUUGAAAUCGUUAGGUUUAAAGUCUUUGAAACGAGUAAACUCAGGUGCGAUUGCUAUAAUGGAAAAUAGACACCUAUGUUUCGCUGAUAAAAUAGCCUGGAAUAAACUUGUAAAAUCGAAAGAUCAUAAACAAAUUAUACAGAAGAAUGGAGACCUGAGAACUUGUGAAAAAGCAAAUAUGGUUUGUGAUGACCAAUGUUCAUCCGACGGCUGUUGGGGCCCAGGCCCUGACCAGUGUCUCUCGUGUGAAAACUACAAGUUCGGCGAUAUAUGCAUCCAAAACUGCAGCGUACACCCUGGGCUUUAUAAAGCAGGAGCAAAAACGUGCAAACAAUGUCAUUCGGAAUGCCUUGACGGAUGCAGUGGGCCAAGUCGUGCAAAUUGUACAAGAUGCAGACACGUGCGCGAUGGACCUUACUGCGUGGCGGAGUGUCCAGAUUCAAGAUAUCCUUCUGAAAAUGGCACUUGCCAACCUUGUCAUACAAACUGUUUUAAUGGAUGCACAGGGCCAGCAAACACAGUUGGUGAAGGUGGAUGCAACUCUUGCAAAAAGGCUAUUAUCAGUGUGGAAGCCACCGUUGAAAGUUGCCUUAAAGAGAAUGAACCGUGUCCUGAUGGCUAUUACAAUGAAUGGGUUGGAAACGUGAAACCUUUAGAAGGAAAAGUAAAAGUAGUAUGUCGAAAAUGCCAUCCUUUAUGUAGAAAAUGUACUGGAUUCGGUAUACAUGAACAAGUAUGUCAAGUGUGCAAUGGAUUUAAGCGCGGAGAUCAGUGUGAAGAUGAGUGCCCAACAGAUCAUUUCACGGAUGAAACGAGUAGAAUAUGCACACCGUGUCAUCAUGAAUGCCGUGGAUGUACGGGCCCUUUGUCCACUGAUUGCAUAAAGUGUCAAAAUCUGAAAAUAUUUUUGAGUGACACAAAUGCAAGACCGUUUAAUUGUACUGAUUCUUGCCCAGAAGAUAUACCACACAAAAUUUAUUUUGACGAACAAUUGCAAAAUCCCAUUGAUGAACCAUAUUGUUCAGCUCUAGCAAAUGGUCCACCUGCAAUGGCAACUGCAAAAAUACCAACAGUUCUAGUAAUUAUUUUAGUUUUGGCAUUUAUCCUACUAGUCAUUCUUGCAAUUGUCGGAUAUACCUGUCGACAAAAAGCAAAAGCCAAGAAAGAAGCAGUUAAAAUGACAAUGGUUUUAACUGGUUGUGAAGACAAUGAACCCCUUCGUCCAACAAAUGUAAAACCAAACUUAGCUAAACUUCGAAUUGUAAAGGAAGCUGAAUUAAGAAGAGGUGGAAUGCUUGGGUUCGGUGCAUUUGGAAAAGUAUAUAAAGGUGUUUGGGUUCCAGAAGGUGCAAAUGUAAAGAUCCCUGUUGCGAUAAAGGUCUUAAAAGAAGGAACAGGUGCAAACACCAGCAAGGAGUUUUUGGAAGAAGCAUAUAUUAUGGCCAGUGUUGAACAUCCGAACUUGUUGCAAUUGCUUGCCGUUUGUAUGACUAAUCAAAUGAUGUUGAUUACUCAGUUAAUGCCAUUAGGAUGCUUACUAGACUAUGUAAGAACUCACAAAGAAAAAAUAGGAUCAAAAGCAUUCCUCAAUUGGUGCACCCAGAUUGCUCGUGGAAUGGCCUAUUUAGAAGAGAAACGUUUAGUACACAGGGACUUAGCAGCACGAAACGUUUUAGUACAAACACCAAACUGUGUAAAAAUAACAGAUUUUGGUUUAGCUAAGUUAUUAGAUAUAAAUGAAGAUGAGUACAAAGCAGCGGGUGGGAAAAUGCCAAUUAAAUGGUUAGCUCUAGAAUGUGUUCAACACAGGAUAUUUACACACAAAAGUGAUGUAUGGGCUUUCGGUGUGACCAUAUGGGAAAUAUUGAGCUACGGUGCGAGACCUUAUGCAAAUAUUUCUGCUAGAAACGUACCUGAACUUAUUGAAAAUGGUCUUAAACUGCCACAGCCUGCCAUUUGCACAUUGGAUAUCUACUGUGUAAUGGUAUCCUGCUGGAUGUUGGAUGCUGAUAGUCGACCGACAUUUAAACAAUUGGCAGACACGUUCGCAGAAAUGGCCAGAGACCCGGGACGAUAUCUUGUUAUUCCUGGUGAUAAAUUUAUGCGUCUCCCCUCCUAUUCUACGCAGGAUGAAAAGGAAUUGAUAAGAAAUCUUUCAUCAGCAAUGGAUGGCCCCGAACCAUUAGUGGAAGCAGAUGAAUACCUACAACCCAAAUUUAAGAAUUUACCUGACACUGCAACAACAAACUCCGUAGUCACCACAGGUGUAGAAACACAUACGGGGUCGUUGAAACCUGGUGCGUCUUCCUCUUGGACGAAUAACGUUAUAAGUCCAGAAGGCGCGACGAGUGACGCUGGAAAUAAACCCGAAACGUGGGAUCAAGAUCUUCUACGCUAUAACAACACAAACAAUUCAGACGGAACAGAAGUGCGACAUUACUACAACAAUGGCGUUUGCGCUUCGGAUAGUUCGAGCUCGAGAUAUUGCAGUGACCCUAUGAAAUCGAGACCAGAUGAUGAAAGCAAAUUCGAUAGUAUGUCUAAAACAAAAGACGCACAAGUAGGUAACUUGAAACUCAAUUUGCCGUUGGAUGAAGACGAUUAUUUGAUGCCAUCACCACAACACACACAAAAUGCCUCAGCCUAUAUGGACUUAAUAGGUGAAGGAGGCGAAGGGCAGGAUGUGAAAGAUAUGUGUUACAGUGGCUUCGCGGCAUCAAAAAGAUGCAUAGAUAAUCCUGAGUACUUGAUGUCAGAUCAAAGUAUACCGGCGCAGACUAUUGGGAUUCCCACGGAACCCUUGCCGUUGGAGUGUCCCAGCGAAGGAAGCGGCAGCGAAUCCACCCCACGACCUACGACGAGUAAAUAUUUACCUCAGAGAUCUGUGGAAGAGGAAUCGAUGUCUGAUCACGAAUACUAUAACGAUUUGCAGCGGGAACUGCAACCCUUGCGCCGAAAUGAGACGACUGUAUAAAAACUAAGUGUUAAGUUAUGUUUUAUGUGUUUUAUAGACUGAUCUCUCAAAAUACAACAUUUCUACUUAAUGCGCACGCGCGCUCUUUGUGCCAUUUGUUGAUGGCUAGUGUUAGUUGUUGAAUAUCAUCAAACUAAGAAUUUUAUUGUAGUUAUAAUCCAGUUUGUUAUGUCCCCUACUUAAUUUUGUAAAAACUGUUAUGAACUAUAAUGUGUAUAAAAUUUUAUAUCGUAUUAAGUGCUAAUAGGAAACAAAACACAAAUAUAAGUUAUUUAUUAUAAUGUAUAGGUUAAGGAAGGCUAUGUUUAUGUUUCUGUUAUAAGCAAAAAUUAUUUUAAUUUAAACUGUGAUAAUUAGAUUAAUUUUUUACGUUUCAAUAAUGAAAUAACAUAUGAAGUCGAUGAAUUUUUUGAUACUAUAUUGCCAUUAAAUAUUAUGAAAGACAAAAUUUUUAUUCCAUAAUUUACAUAUUUUAUACAAAGCUUAUGUAUAUUUUUUUUAUUCUACUAAGUACUGAUUGAACGACUUAACUUGGAAUAUAAAAUACACUGGGUAUUUGCACAGUACAUUUGAAAUCGUACGAAUUUUAAUGUACAACUUUUAUUUUUUUCACUAUGAUGAUCCUUGCCAGACUCACAUCAUCUCUUUGUAUGGUUCAUCUGUACAUAGGCAUUUGUACUUGCCUCUCGACAUAGGACUAGUAUUCACUAGCGACGUCUAAGUUAUUGUAAAUAUGUGUAUACAAAGGUACGACUAUAAUAAAUAAUAUCUAUUUAUGGCAGAUUAUAAAAGACACUAAUUAUAAGCAUUUACGAGCGAUGUCUUAAGCACAAAACGAGCUCAAACGAUUUCCAACUAUACUUACUGCUUAACAUAGUUUAUUAGUUUUAUAAGGUUUUAUUAAACCAAACCUCGUUUGCCAUGUAACUUGUAAAUAUAAAAGAUAUUGUAAAAAAUAUAUAUGAAGAAGAUAUAAACGAAAUAAUGUAUGUGACAGUAGUAACUACUUAAAAUUAAUAGUCACGAUAAAAUGUAUGGUGUAUCAGUUUUAUAUAAGCCUGUAAAUUAAUUCCGUGCCAUUGUUUUGUCUAAAGUUAAUUAAAUUGAAGUUUGUGGUUCCAUUACCGGUUGUAACAUUUCUUGCCCACUUUAUAGUUUACAACAUUUUAUUAUUUUAAAAUAUCCCCACAAAACAAAUAGUUUGAUAUAAAAUAGUAGACACCUUAUUUUAUUUUGUAGUAUUUCCAUACAAAUACCUUACAAAUCUUACAAUGUUAGCAAUAUUUUGAACGGCUAUAUUAUUGUGACUGUGUAUAGGUUCGAAUGAAAUGUGGGUACUUAUAUACCUUAAUAAAAUAAAUAAAUAAAUUAAA
Messenger RNA from Colias croceus (clouded yellow), 5773 nucleotides. RefSeq names its product epidermal growth factor receptor (gene Egfr). Gene Ontology annotation, biological process: protein phosphorylation; multicellular organism development; positive regulation of cell population proliferation. Gene Ontology annotation, cellular component: signaling receptor complex; basal plasma membrane. NCBI's taxonomy places the organism in Eukaryota, Metazoa, Arthropoda, Insecta, Lepidoptera, Pieridae. The transcript is spliced from 5 exons. The record is from RefSeq and is a predicted model, not a curated record. Gene Ontology annotation, molecular function: ATP binding; transmembrane receptor protein tyrosine kinase activity. Bases 126 to 4400 code for a protein of 1424 amino acids.